AACGCAGCAGCAACACAAAAAGGGAGAAGUAUCAUCACAGAGCGCCGGAGGCAACUGAAAACACAAAGUCACCCAGCCAAGUUGUCAGUCGGUCGACAUUUCUUAACAGCCAGCAGCAAAGACUAAGUGUUGUGCACAGUAUGGUGGCUUACACAACUGCACCAGGUGAUCUUGAGAUGGGGCUUGAGGAGAGGCCGGUGGUUUUGGUAGAGAAGAAGUCGUCUACCAGUUGGAUAUGGAAGAUGUCCGGGGCCCUUCUCUUUGUGGCCCUUUGCUUCGGAGGCGCCUUGAUGUUUUCUUGGUACUGGAGUGGAAAGCCAGAAAUGCCGAACCAAUCCGGCCAAGCAGAAGCACAAAUCAAGGAGGAUGCUGCUGAGAAAACAGAUCCUCACUACACUCUGAAGCGUAUCAGCAGCAAAGCCAAGGCAGCCAUCCAUUUAGAAGGUAGCUACGACGAGGGCGAGGGUCUGGAAAGCCAGCUGGAGUGGAGGAACGGUCAAGGCCAGGCGUUCGCUCAGGGCGGCUUCCAGCUGACGAACAACCAGAUAGUCAUCCCACACACCGGCCUCUACUUCGUCUACAGCCAGGCGUCGUUCAGAGUGUCCUGCCACGACGGCGAAGAGGAGGGAUCGGGAAAACGCCUCAUGCCUCUCAGCCACAGGAUCUGGCGCUACUCAGACUCCAUAGGCAGCGAGACCUCUCUGAUGAGCGCGGUGAGGUCGGCGUGCCAAAACACGGCUCAGGAGGACAGCUACCGAGAUGGACAGGGCUGGUACAACACCAUUUAUCUGGGUGCAGUGUUUCAGCUGAACAGGGGAGACAAACUGUGGACGGAAACCAACCAGCUGUCAGAGCUGGAGACCGAUGAGGGCAAGACCUUCUUUGGAGUGUUUGCACUUUGAAAUGACUCUUAAAGCAAAGGGUACAAGACUCCGCACAGUGCCAUAAGUUGUUUUUAACAUUCAGUACUUUUCAUUUUUAUUUUUAUUCAUCAUCAUGGUGAUGGAGUGAUGUUUAAAUCCCAAUGGAGAUAAAGCUUGUUGCUGAACAGGCGGUGCUGAUUUUUAAAAAUCCUAUAAACUGUAACAGUUUGCAAUGUUUAUUUUAUUUUAUUUUAUUUUAUUUUAAGCACUUUUAGUACAUUAUUUAUGUUGACCUGAGAUUGUAGUGGACCAGACUUUCUCCUCUGCUGUAUCUGAAGAUGACACAGCUCUUCAAUGGAGAGUUCAGGUUCAAGGAUUACAACGAUGAUGUACAAAGCUGUUAUCGCGUACCUUUACAACCUGUAUGUAUUUAUUUGUAUUUAUUUAUAUUUAAAUGGUGGGGAUUAUUUGUUAAAUAUUUUAUUUAUACACUUUAUGUGCACAUAAACUGAAUUAAAAUCUAACAACAACAUCAAAAAAUGAAAAAAACCUAACAAAUCAUUUUGUGUCACCAUGAACAAUGAACUCCUUGCAUGGCUGAGAUAGUAAUACUAGAAACACUAGAGAUUUACAGCUGAGUUGGCAAACAGCUCCAGCCAGACAGGGCAGUAGCUCACACACACACACACACACACACACACACAGUAGUGGAGUGGGCCAAGUUUCUUAUUUGACAAAUGUUGAUCCAAAAUUCCUCCACAGCCAGCAAAUACUUCCUUUGUUAGAUCAGACAAGACGAGGGGAAUUUCCUGCUUUUUUGUGUCUUGCUGAGUGCUGUGUCAGGUGGAGGCCCACAGAAGCCUCAACCCAGAGCGGGUUUUCCCCAGCGACACACCCCCCUCCUCCUCACACUCACACACACACACACACUCCACCACCUCCCUUCUCCUCCACAUCGCCAACCCUUUCCCCCCCAUUACCACAUACCUCAUCUUCAGUCAGCUGGAAAGAAGCAUGACAUGGAAGGCAGUGUGUCUGUAUGUGUGGUGGGGGUGGG
This is a messenger RNA of Scatophagus argus, 1920 nucleotides long. It is a transcript of the gene tnfb, whose product is annotated as tumor necrosis factor b (TNF superfamily, member 2). Gene Ontology annotation, molecular function: tumor necrosis factor receptor binding. Gene Ontology annotation, cellular component: membrane. NCBI's taxonomy places the organism in Eukaryota, Metazoa, Chordata, Actinopteri, Scatophagidae. The coding region runs from base 141 to 902 and encodes 253 amino acids. Gene Ontology annotation, biological process: immune response. The transcript has 4 exons. The record is from RefSeq and is a predicted model, not a curated record.